This is a messenger RNA of Hansenula ciferrii, 2076 nucleotides long. RefSeq lists its product as uncharacterized. The coding region runs from base 1 to 2076 and encodes 691 amino acids. NCBI's taxonomy places the organism in Eukaryota, Fungi, Ascomycota, Saccharomycetes, Phaffomycetales, Wickerhamomycetaceae. The record is from RefSeq and is a predicted model, not a curated record. The transcript has a single exon.
AUGAGUUUGCUAACGUUGUUUCCGGACAAUGUGCUGGUAGAGGUGCUGCUGAACUUGAGUCCAUAUGACAUCAACAAUCUUUAUUCCAUUGAAUCAGUUUCAAAGAGAUUGGUAAAUUUUAUAUCGUUAACAAAAGAUACGAACGAUCUUACGGUUUUCAAUAAUGUUCCUAAAGAAUCACAGUUACUUCUUCCAAAAAAUUCCAAAAGAUUUGCAAUAAAGCGUGGAUAUAUACAACUUUUUGAAUUUAAAGAUGCUAAAAGUUAUACUGAGAAAAUUUCAAAGCUUUAUGAUUCAACUCCAAAAUUUAUCGUAUUUCCAGGUACUGAUCAUGGACCUGCAAUAGACAAAUUAGUGGACGUUAACAAAUGUUUUGGUAGAAAUCCUAAAUCUAGCUUUCAUUAUUUCAUGUUUGAACCAAAAUUUAUACGUCAAUGGGACGUUAUUUGUUAUCCUGAAUAUUUCCAUUUUCCAAAUUUAAUUGAUAUCGAGUUACGUGGUUCUAAAAUCAUAUCAGACAAGAAACAGAAAUUCUUCAAUUAUAACAAUGCUGAAUCUUUAAUCAUUAUGAACUCAGAAAUAAAUUUAUCAAAAAGGUUUUUCAGUGCUAUUGAUUUUGAAAGAAACGAUCCUUUAGAAAAGCUGACUGUAUUUGAUUCAAAUCCAAACGAUCUCAAUCUGUUCAAUCAAACAUUCAAAAAUAUAACAGAUAUGGAACUUGUACUAGAUGAAUUUGAUAAUUAUGAUCCAUUCAUUUUCGACAAGAGCUUUAAAAUUACAGGGUGUGACUUUUUAAACCUUAAAAGUCUUAAAAUAAAGUGUUCUUCAGGUGGUAUCAUUGAAAAAUCAUCUUUCCCCAAUCUUAAAGCUCUUUCAAUUUGUCAAAAAGCAAGCACAAUCGAAGGUCACAAAAUAGAGAGAAUUUUUUUGAAGAACUUAAAGCUCCCAGAACUAAUAGACUUUGAAUGGAUUUCAUCUUUUUCUUCUCCUAUCAUCGGAAGAGAUUUUGAAGCUCCAAAACUCGGACUUUUGAGACUUUAUAUAAAUAAAGAUUUCCAAAAAAGUAAUCCACAUAAAGGAUGGGAAGAUUCAAGGGAUUUUACAAAUAUCAGUGGUUUAGUGUCCAUUAUUCCUGAAUAUUUGGUUAUUGAUUGUCCCCUGAUAUUGAAAGCUUUUAAUUCACUUGGUGCAUUAAGAUAUAUAAGGAAUCUGUUUUUUUGUGCAGAAUAUAUAAGCCUGAAAGAAAUCAGCGUUUUUGAAGGGUUGAAAUUUGAUAAUUUAAUUAAUUUAGCGUUUUAUGAUAUUGAAUUUGAUGAUACUACAGAAGCUACAAAAGCUAUACUCCCCAUUUUUCAAGCACCAUCGCUGAACCAAUUUAUGAUAAGAACUUCGGAAAUUAAAAGAGUACUGAAUGAUAUUAGAGGCCUCAAAUCUUUAAAAAGCUCAAAAGAGCUUGUUUUGGAUGCUAAAUACAAUGAUGUGGUAGAAAUAUAUGGUAGUGAGGUUCCACGUGAGCUUGAAAAACUGCUCAUUGAAGCAUCAUCCUAUGACCAACAAAUUUUCAUCACAGGAAGGUUUGAAAGUCUCAAAUAUUUAAUUAUAAAAAGUUCUGAAUCUAGAAGUUCCGAGAUUAGUAUUAGGAUUUCUGCUCCAAAUUUAGUCAAAUUAGAUGCCAAUGGUCAUAAUUUAAAGAAUUUGGAACUGUUUGAUUGUCUAAAAUUGAAGAUUAUAUGCGCUGACAAGGCAGAAAGAGUGCAUACUCACGAGGAUUUACCUUCGUUGAAAUACCUCAACAUUCUAGACACAAAAGAUGCAGAUGAAAUCCAUGUAAAGGCAUCAAAUUUGAAGCAUAUCAAAACCCCAUUAAAUGGUAAAGCUAAAAUCCAGAUGGCAGAUAUUACAGGCAGUGAUCAAAAGAGGCAGAAAUUAGAAGUUUCAAACACCCAGAACAAAUAUGAAAUAAGUGAACUUGUGGAUGACGAGUUUAAAAUUCAUCCACUCUUGGAUGUGAUCUCAAAAAAAUUCAAACUUGAUUCAGAUGUCGUUAUGAAUAGUAGCUAUGACUACUCAUGUUGA